CCCUUCGAUAGUCCCCUACGUGCUGAAUAUUCCCCUCAGUUGCUUGCUCUUACACUACACGGCCUAGUCAGGCGAUUCUUUUCCCUUAGUAUAUAUAAAUUUACCCGAUCGUUGUUCUGCCUUUUGGGAACUGUAUUGUCUUGUUCCAAAGGUACAUUCUCUCAAACACGAAGGAGAGAAACAUAUCUUCGUUUUGUUACCAAUUGCUACCUGCAUGCAAUACAUAUAGAAGAUCAUCUCUCGGCUCCCUUGAAAACAAGUCGAGCCAUUUCCAUCAAACUAUCCAAGAAGCCCACAAAAUCUUACAUUUUGAAAAACUUAAAGAUUUUACUAGAGUUAAGUUAAAGAUUUGAAUUAAGUUAAAAAAUGAAAACUUGUGAAACAAAUUUUCCACCGACACAAAAACGAUCUGACAUUAUUUUGCACCGUCUGAACUCUCAACAAAUCCAUCCGAAUAUAAUGAAGAAAAAGUCCCCGUCCAGAAAGCCGAACUUGAUUCCAGCAGUAGAUUUGGACUCAUUGAAGACCAUCGAAGACUGCUACGAAAAGUUAGUCCAAAUAGUACCCAAAGCUGAGAGCAAAAUGGGGCAGGACGACUUAAUCGGAUGUGUGAUUGACUACAUAUCGGAACUUGAGGACGAACUUCUUCGCCGAAUGGACUUCGGAACUGAUCUGCGAUUGGAGGAUGACUCGGAUACGAGCUCGGACGAAGAAGACGAAGUCGUAUGCGGCUCGGGAUCAAUGGUUGAAAGUGUUCAGCGGGACGAAACUUCAAUGCUAAUUCCGACCACGGCAACAACAAUUUCAUCAGAUUUAAUCGGCGCUGCCCGAACACCAUUGAAGAACCUAGAUGAUAAUUUGGCAGUUUUUGUCGACAAAUCAGAACAGAAUCCCUUCAGCCUAUGACAUUUCCUCCAAGAAAGAAAACGGAGGAUCUCGGGACCGGGAGAGUUUCGAACAUGCCAUUAUCUCUUUUUAACUCUAUCUGUUUGCUAUGAGGACAGGCCACGUACAUACUCUCCCCCUCGUUGUCUAGAUUUUUCUCUUGAGACAACUGGCUCAGAUCUCCGAGCCAUGAUUUUUUCACGCCGAGAUAUGAAGUCCCAGUUGUGGAAAGAGGAAAAUCAUGGAUUAAAAAAGCAAACAAACAUACAAACCACAACAAUAGCAGUUGAUUCGAAAUAUUGAUUAGAGCUGGAAACAUGCUGGGAGGCUGAGCCUCUUCCCCACAUGAGUAAUUUGGCCCAAAAAACAAUAACAACAACUGAUCAAAUUAUGUUCACCUGUGAUGCUGUUCCCUAGUGAAAUGAUUUCACACUUGGUGCUACUUUCUAAUUAGUGACAUUUUCUUUCUCUCAUUUCAUACCAGAUUUCAUUUCUUAUUCUCAUUUGCAAAAUUAGCGGAGUUGAAAAACUUUCCUACGGAUUUUCAGUUAUGAUGCGUUUUGGAUAAAUAACAUGUAAAUUACAUGCAGUUUAGAUUAGGUUAGAUGAUUAUUAAUAUAAUUGUAAAAGUGAUGUCGUACCUUGGUCCAAGAGGUGGAUGCUAUAACGUAUGAUGAGUUAUCGACAUCUGUGGUGUGAUGUUAUAACCAUUCAUUAUUAGCUGCCCCGCCAAGCAUCACUGUUCGCCUUGACCGGCUGUCAAAACAGAGCUAAGCUAACUAAUUACUAUACUGCCAACAACUAACCCGGGUCAAGUUCAGGGUCAACUCUCACUUCACUCUCUCCGGUUGACCUUGACAUAAGACUGACCUGUUUCUUCUGGCAUUACCUAUGGUGUUGGGUCUACAUACACUACUUCUUCUCUCACACAUAAAUGUCAUCAUUAAAACCACACUUACUCGGCUUCUUUUUCAUCAUGAAUUAAUAGCUGCCUCAUGUUUUUCCUGUCAACCUUCAUUUAUUUUUGUUAACCAUUCAACUUACUUUGCCAGUGUUAUAAAUUAUGUAAACUUGAAAUAAUGUUAACAAAUUUUUGACUCAGGUCACUGAUUUUGUUUAUAAUUACUGUUUCCAUAACAAGUUGAGUGAAACUCUUUGAUAUCAGAAGCCUGUUUUCUGGCAAAAUCUAGCUCAAGUGAUUAUCUUCAUAGUUCACAUUCAUAAUUUGAAUUCAAAUGUUACUAUGAA
Symsagittifera roscoffensis is the source of this 2133-nucleotide messenger RNA. RefSeq lists its product as uncharacterized. The transcript has 3 exons. The coding region runs from base 367 to 906 and encodes 179 amino acids. The record is from RefSeq and is a predicted model, not a curated record. Lineage: Eukaryota; Metazoa; Xenacoelomorpha; Acoela; Convolutidae.